AUGGGUGGCUCAUACAUUAUAGCAAUAGACUUCGGUACUGCAUACAGUGGAUAUGCUUACACUGUAACAUCCAAAGAUACACUGGUUGAUCCCAUUGUGCGGCAGUGGGGAAAAGAGAUUGGAACUGAGACUCCAAAGACUCCAACCUGCAUUCUGUUCAAUGAAGACGAGGAAUUUCUGAGGUUUGGUUAUGAAUCCAAAAAAGUAUAUCUUAACAUGCUGGCAGAAGAAGCAAAGACACACUUUUUCUUUGAAAACUUCAAGAUGGUGCUCUAUAACACCGAACUGAACAGAGAUGUAAUGAUUAAAGCUGCAAAUGGGAAGUCAAUGAAUGCCUUGAAGGUGUUCACGGAAGCUCUGAGGUUCCUGAAGGAAGAUGCACUGAAAACCAUCAAUGCUAAAACAGAAAAGGAGUUCAUAGCCUCUGACUUCAUCUGGGUGCUGACUGUACCUGCCAUCUGGGAUCCUUCAGCAAAGCAAUUCAUGAGAGAAGCUGCAGCUCAGGCAGGAAUUGUCACAGAAGGAACUAAUCACAACCUGAUCAUCGCUCUGGAACCAGAGGCAGCUGCAGUCUGGUGUAAGAAGCUGCCAGCUAAAGGCUUCAUCACAGAGAACCAUGGCAGAGGGGCCCUGGAUCAAUCUCCAGGAACCCAGUACAUGGUGGUGGACUGUGGAGGUGGAACCAUUGACAUCACUGUUCAUGAAGUCCUGGAUGGAGGAGCCCUAAAGGAGCUCCACAAGGCCUCAGGAAAUGAUUUGGGUGGACAAAGUGUGGACAGAAAAUUCAAAGAGUUCCUCAGAGAAAUCUUCUGUGAUGGUGUCUGGGAUGAAUAUGAAAGAAAUUAUCCCAGUGAGGUUCAGAGAAUUAUGAAUGAUUUUAUGUAUUUCAAACAGGUAGAUGAUGACAUUCAGAUCAGCUGCCCCUUUAAUCUCGGAGAUUUGGCUCAGAAAAGGCAGAAAAUAGAAAAGUUCUUUGAAUCAGUGCAAGGAGCUUCUUGGAAUGAGGGAUGGAUCAAAAUCUCCAAAGAGAAACUGAGGUCUUUCUUUGAUGAGAGUCUGGAGGGCAUCACUGACAGUCUCAGUGAAAUCUUAAGAAGAGAUCUAAGCAUUCAGUACAUCCUGUUAGUGGGGGGCUAUGCUGAAAGCCUGAUUCUACGCAAUCAUGUUAUUGAUCAGUUUGGGGAUUGGUGUAAAGUUGUGUGUCCAUUUAGGCCACAGGAAGCAAUUGUGAAUGGAGCUGUUCAGUUUGGACGAAAUCCAGGGUUGGUGGCAUCUCGAAAAAGUGCUUUUACUUAUGGACUUGGUGUGGCUAAUAGGUUUGAUGUGUCUAAGCAUAGAACAGACAAGAAAUUUGUGAAUGCAGAUGGUGUAUGGUGUAAUGAUAUUUUCAUGAAGUUGGUGGAGGAAGGUGAAGAUGUGGGAUGGAAUGAAACUAGAAAACAUGUCCUUUUUCCAAUAAAAAGUGACCAGACGGCAAUGAACCUGAGAUUUUACUGCACAGAAAGAAAAAAUCUCAUGUAUGUAGAUGAAUGGGGAGUAGAGAAAGUUGGAUCUUUUCUUGUUGACAUGCAUGACACUACAGGGGGAAUGAACCGUAAAGUUAAUCUGGAGAUCAGGUUUGGCUCCACAGAAAUAACUGCCACAGGCUUUGACUUACUUUCAAAGGCAAAAGGAUCAGUUAAGAUUGAUUUCAUGACAAACCCUGAGAAUUUUUGA
Molecule: messenger RNA, 1716 nt
Organism: Archocentrus centrarchus (flier cichlid)
Lineage: Eukaryota; Metazoa; Chordata; Actinopteri; Cichliformes; Cichlidae
Product: heat shock 70 kDa protein 12A-like
Exons: 4
Coding region: 1-1716 (571 amino acids)
Molecular function (GO): ATP-dependent protein folding chaperone; ATP binding
Source: RefSeq, a predicted model, not a curated record